This is a messenger RNA of Pomacea canaliculata, 1614 nucleotides long. RefSeq names its product UDP-galactose/UDP-glucose transporter 7-like. Lineage: Eukaryota; Metazoa; Mollusca; Gastropoda; Architaenioglossa; Ampullariidae. Gene Ontology annotation, molecular function: antiporter activity. The record is from RefSeq and is a predicted model, not a curated record. Gene Ontology annotation, cellular component: Golgi apparatus.
CCCAAGAGUGGCAAGGACUAAACAAAGCUACUCCCUAAAUCUGAAGAUGUCAGCCUUACCAAAUUGAAAUGAAAAAUGGCAGAAAAGUAAGUGCUUAGAAAAGACAUAAGCUGCUAGCCAGAACAGCAAUCCACUACUCACUAAACUUGUUCAAGAUAUCAAAGAAAGGUAUAUAAUGUGAUCUAAAAAUGGGGCACAAGGACAGCUCAACAGUGGUAGAGCUAGAAGUCAUAGGGCAGGAUAUUGCUGGCCUUCAGACAAUCCUCAAGGGCAUUGCUGCUGCAGGAUUCUAUGGCAUUUGCUCUGUGUCAUCAGCAUUUGUUACAAAGGCCUUGCUGGACACUAUGAAGUUUGAUUUUCCAGUCAUGGUUAUGGUUGUGCAGAUGAUUUUCACCAUCAUCAUCCUGGAAGGGUUAAGAUUUGCAGGCGUGAUAGAUCUUCCUCGGUAUACCAUCAAGCGUGGACUUUCUUUCCUUUGGCCUGCAGUUUUCUAUGGACUAAAUGCAGUCUUUUCAUUGAGUGCUCUUGCCCACAUGAAUAUCGCCAUGUAUGGAGUGUUGAAACGGUGUGUGCCAAUCUCUACCAUGGUUUUUUCUACAUUCAUUCUUAAUCAGGGCUGCCCCUCACGUGUCAUCAUGCUCACUGUCUUCAUGCUGAGUAUGGGAUGUGUCAUUGCAGGCUUUGGUGACCUGACCUUCAACUUCACUGCAUACCUGUGUGGCAUCAUCAGUAAUUUCACUCAAGCACUGUAUCUGUUGUUGGUUCAGCGCCAUGCCCAGCACCAUAAGAUGUCAACCACAGAGACCCUGCAUCUCAACUGCCACAACUCUCUGCCUAUUCUUCUGCUUGCUUUGGUUAAUGGCGAGUUCAGCCAUGUGAGAAACUAUCCAGUAAAUCAACAUCCUAUGUUUUUCCUAGUGUUUGGUACAACCAUUGGUGUGGGUAUAUUGUUAAACUACUCCCUAUUCCUGUGCACAGGACUGACCUCUGCACUGACCACCAGUGUGGUGGGAGGUCUCAAAGCCAUGGUGCAGACACUUCUUGGACUUUUCACAUUUGGAGGGGUCAGCCACAAUGUGCCUACUUAUGUUGGCAUCUCUCUCAACUUGUUGGGUGGCAUAGGCUACAUUGCAGCCAAAUAUCAGGAGAACAGAACGGUGCAUAAGGACUUACACAAGGUGAUGUCUCUGCCUUCCUUCACUGCCAAGGGCUUUUUUAAGGGCAAAGGUCAGGAAGAGGCAUCAGAAGACAAUACAUCUUGUUCACUAGAAUCAAGGAAUGGGGAGUGUGUCAAAGAGAGAGAGGUGAUAAAGGCCAUGAAAUCUCAUUCCAUCACUGAUUAAGGCCUGCCAUAGGGAAAGCUGUUUGAUUUUUUUUUUUGUUAAGUUCACAGCCUGCUUAAGAUGUCAUUACUUAUGUGGGUAUACAACACAUUUUUAAUGAAUCUUGAUGUAGAGCACACUUUGCAUAAAUUUGAUCAUUGCUGUGAGAGGAAAAUGUUAUUUCAUUUCUAAAGAUAUACAGGUAGUCCUUGACUUACGACGUUGAUCCGUUCUUACUCGGCGUCGUAAACCGAAUUUCGAUGUAAGUUGGAUCAUACGUUCAUACAGUACU